Dalotia coriaria is the source of this 774-nucleotide messenger RNA. Its product is annotated as N-alpha-acetyltransferase 11-like. The coding region runs from base 1 to 513 and encodes 170 amino acids. Gene Ontology annotation, biological process: N-terminal protein amino acid acetylation. Gene Ontology annotation, cellular component: NatA complex. The record is from RefSeq and is a predicted model, not a curated record. Gene Ontology annotation, molecular function: protein N-terminal-serine acetyltransferase activity; protein-N-terminal-glutamate acetyltransferase activity. Lineage: Eukaryota; Metazoa; Arthropoda; Insecta; Coleoptera; Staphylinidae. The transcript has a single exon.
AUGAAUAUUCGCUGUGCAAAACCCGAAGAUCUCAUGAACAUGCAACAUUGCAACUUGCUAUGUUUACCAGAAAACUAUCAGAUGAAAUACUACUUUUAUCAUGGCUUGAGCUGGCCACAGUUGAGCUAUGUAGCUGAAGAUGAUAAGGGCAAUAUUGUGGGCUAUGUACUUGCAAAAAUGGAGGAGGACAAUGAAGAGAUGAAACACGGGCAUAUCACAUCACUCGCUGUCAAACGCUCACAUCGUCGUCUCGGCCUGGCGCAGAAACUGAUGGAUCAAGCUUCAGAAGCAAUGGUAGAAUGCUUUGACGCUAAAUAUGUAUCGCUACACGUGCGUAAAAGCAAUCGAGCCGCGCUGAAUCUCUAUAAGAAUUCACUCAAAUUCGAAACCGUGGAGAUCGAACCGAAGUAUUACGCUGACGGUGAAGAUGCAUACUCCAUGAAGCGAGAUUUGUCCGAAUUCAAUCGAAAAACACCGAAGAAUAACGCAAAAGACGGGAAAAACGAAGAGUAAUGCAAUGUACUGACCUUUUUUUGUAUAAAUAUAAUGUUUAAAUGCUACUGUGGCAAUCAUUUGUUUUUGGAUAGUUUUCUUAUUAUGUACGUGAUAUUAUUCAACGAAUCAAUCAAUAUAAGUUUUUUGUAUGGAUGAACUUAGAGGUUGUGUUUAACUCUAAGCUAGGCAACUCAACAAACACAAAUAGUGUUGCUAAUUUCAUUAGAACUUGUAAGGCUUAGAUUAAUUUCUUUAUAAUAAUUAAACAUUCUAAAAAUA